AUGUCUCUUUUUGAUCUUGACACAGAGAUUCCGUUUGAUGACUAUAAGCGAACUAUUUAUUACCACGCUUACUCAUACACUCAUACAAUGCGAGAUCCGGCACAAAUUUUUCGCAUCUCAAAACUUGUUUUUGACCGUGCAAAACAAGAGCUCCUCAAUGGAAAGUGUGAUAUGGCUCUGUAUUUUUCACUUAGGACUAUGGCACUACUUGACCAUGAAAAAACCUCCAUUGAUGUUCGAAAACACGAUAAAAACGCACGAUUAUUUAUUAAGGAGGUGAUGAACUUCGUCGAAAAUAUUUUAAGCAGUAGAGAUUUGUUUCAUCAAUAUGAAUCAAUGAUCAAAAAAAUUAGGGAUAAUGAGCCGGCACGGAAAAAAAUGAUUGCAUUGCAAAUGGAAAACGAUGCAAGCUUGGAAGAUGAAAAAAAUAUGCAUAUCUUGAAGAGAGAUAACCUUCUAAAUACAGAAGGUGAGAAGCUUGAUGCGUUUCGAAAUAAAUUAUUCGGCGAGCAAACGCUAACAAAUACCUCACAACCGCUGGCAAAAAAUCAGGAUUUGACUACUACCUUGAAAAAUCUAUCUGCCGUGCCAACGCAGAGCAGUAUUUUGGACAACAGUAGCAUCCAUGAAAUGAAAUACCCACUGACCACCGGAUUCACUGGAACUGGCAUCCUUCCCUCAGAUAGAAAGUCAGUUUUGUGCAGAUGGCCUUUCAACUCGUCUAAACAUUCUUCUGCUCAGAGACGUGGAAUUGUUAAUAUUGGAAAUUCGUGUUACAUGAAUAGCGUUCUGCAGCUUAUCAAUUCAACACCGUUGGCGAAGUUCUUUUUAGAAGACGAUUACAUGAUGUUGUUUUCUCAAAGGGAUAACAAGAUUAUCAGAGUAGUUAAUUCCUUUGUAUUUAUAAUACGAGAACUUUAUCAUACUGAGACACCUUUUUCCAUUAGUGCAUCAACUUUAAAAAGUGCUAUUGGAUUGGUUUGCGAAACUUUCGAUAACAGUAUGCAACAAGAUGCUAAUGAAUUUCUUCGCAUACUUCUCGAUCUUCUGCACUCUGGCUUGAAUGAAAAUGCCGAUAAAAUUGUGAAAUUCUCAGAAAUUGAUAACUGUAGUGGUAGCGACGAAGAAUUAUCACGAAAGUAUUGGUGGCAAUACGCACAGAAGAACUCUUCGAUUAUAACUAAGCUUUGCGCUUUCCAGGAAAAAAGUUCUAUUACAUGCCCUUUAUGUCAGAUGUCAAGCCGUUCAUUUCAAACAACUUUUGGUGUAGAAUUGCCGAUUUCGUGUGGAGACAACGUAUCGCUGGAAGAUUGUCUUGGUGUUUAUUGUGCAAAAGAGUUUCUAUCUAAUGAUUCUCUUUAUUCGUGCCCAAAAUGCAAGCAAAAAGUAAAUGCUGCUAAGCAACUUUCGUUUUUCUCAACUCCUGAAAUUUUAUUUAUUACACUAAAAAGAUUCCAGAAAUACGGGGAUUUUUCUAAUCUUUCAAAGAUUAAUUCAGAGGUUUUCUUUCAACGCAGCCUUGAUCUUGCCCCAUUUAUGUCGUCAAAUUUUCCUAAGACAAAGUUUUCAUUAGUUGGUAUUAUUAAUCAUCAAGGAAAUAUGCAUGGCGGUCAUUACACCGCUGAUGCUCUUGGAAAUGACAAUAUUUGGUUUAACUUUAGUGAUGAAAGGGUUACUGUUGCCGAUGCUCCGGACUUUCGACAGGCAUAUAUUCUUUGCUACUUACGAGAUUAAGAGAAAUACUUGCUUUUUUUUUGCAGGAAAAAAUAAAUGAUGGGUACUACUUCUGAUUGUGUUUUUCUUCAUUUUAAAAAAUGAAAAUGCCUUUUGAUCGGUCUUCAUUUUUUUCAAUCUGAGUCUCCAAGGUGAUUUAUCGAAGGGAAAGGAAAUGAACACGAUUGUGUUGUGAUAUUAUAUAUUACUACUAAAUGAUUUGAUUAGGAGUGUAUUUAUUAUUUUAAUCAUUUUAUUUGCUUGUUGGUAUUCGAUCACUGGAAAUCGCGUUCACAUGCUGCAGUGUAGUAUGUCAGAUUUAUUUGAAAUAAACUGAACAUUAUGUAGGUCACUAAAGUCUUUUUCAGGUUCUGUAAAUCGCUUUCUAGGUAUAUGAUUCAUUUUAUUCUACUUCUCUGAUAUUUUAAAUAACCCCAAGACUUUCUUCAUCCGAAAAAAAAUGAGAAAGUUUAUAUCUGCAAGUGAUGAAAUAAUGAUAACCACUCCUAAGAGCUAGAUUUAUCCUAAUAAAAAUUCGUAGUACCUGGAAUGAAUUCCCAUUGUCUAGAAGAGAGAUUUUAUUUCAAAAAAAUCAGGUAGAGUUGGACGUGUUUCCCUAAUUAUCGAACAUCCAUUUUUUAUAUCUUUGCAUAUCGUAUUGAAUGGUAUAGAUGUGCAAUGAAUACCAAUUAAUGCUCACAAAAUACUAUUUGUGUUUUCCUACAAGGAUGAGUCUAUAUGUGAAUAAAUACCUUUUAUAUUGCUUGCUUUAUCUGUUA
Phytomonas sp. EM1 is the source of this 2492-nucleotide messenger RNA. The record is from the annotation of a GenBank genome assembly. Lineage: Eukaryota; Euglenozoa; Kinetoplastea; Trypanosomatida; Trypanosomatidae.